UUACACCAGAGUGCAGGAUUCCAGAGAGCAGAGGUGUCGAAGGACGACUCCAACGUAAAAACAAUUUGGGAUAUUUGCCUCGAACUUAAGGAGCUCCGAAUCUAAAUAUUUCUUUUCCGAACUGUCAGUGCUUCCAGCGUCACAUCCUUGUCGUGCUACGCCUGCAUGUCAGCAUUCAAUGAGCCUCUACUUCUGGCUACUCACUGGUUGUGCCUGCCUAUUUUCUUUAAGAACUCAUCCACUUCAAUUUUCAGACAUUUUGUUUUCUUUUUACGCGAUGGUAAUUUGUUGCCGUUUUGAUCAGCUUUGAGCAACAACAUUUUUGUAAACGAGGAUAUUGUGGUCAAAACAUUAGCAUAAACAUUUACAUAAGCCGCGUAUACCGUUUCACAUCUUCCACUAUAGUGCCUCUAUAUUGAUAGUUUGGUCUUUUGUUGGGCUGUUGAUAGAAAAACACAUUCAUCAGGGUUCCCAUGUUCUUCCUCAAAGUGUUAACAACGGAACUAAAUCUGAACAUGUCUCUAUGAGAGAAUGUCAACACUGAAAGACGAUAGCCAGUUUGUGUUCUUGUUUACGCUUUAAAUUACACAGUUUUAAAAACUAUUCAGGAAAAAGACAGAGGAAAUAUUGACAUGAUGGACUUUAAGAUGUCGGUCAUUCCGGACUACAUUCACGGUGGCGGAAUGAAGUUGGAAGACAACAUGAAGCCACUCAGCGCCAUGGACUACUCUCACAUGAAGGGUCUGUCUUCCUACGACCUGAACUCCAUCAAAUCUCACCAGCAUCACCAUUCGUUCCACGAGCACAACAUGACGUCAGUUCUGGAUAAAGAGGACGAGCUGUCUAACAACCUGAAGCACCAUCCCCUGCACCACCUACACUCACACCACCACCAAAACCUGACGGGGACACCAGGACCGACACAUCACGAUCUGUUUGGAGUCAAAGAUAGAACAUAUUCAGCGGAUGAUCCUGUACUCAAGCGCCUUUCAGUGGUCCACGGGGAGCAAGGAACGGAUGUGACGUCGCUGAGACCUCUCGGCAAUCUCCACGAGCACGUUUCCAAAUCUUUUUCCGAGGGCGCUGUCGACUUCGCGGGCGUGGCGGCCAAGUACGACGUCAGCAUCAACAACGGGGAAAACGGCAACGGGGCGUCCCAACGAGACCACGCCAAGGACUACAGCUGUCCAGGACAGGACUCCACCGCGACAUCGCCCUUGUCAGCCCCUGUGUCUUCCUCCUUGUACUCCAGGCUGUACAACGGUGAGGCAGAUGGUGGUUCGGCCUACUUCUCCCCUUUCAAGUUUUUCCCUCAGUACUCCAGCGGGUCUGCCGCGACUGACAAGGACUACGAAAAGCUGUACAUGUCGCAUCAGGAUCACACCUCCACUCUGACUCACUAUAAGUCGCAGAACCGCCUCAGCGACCCCUCCCCGGGCAGUGAUUCUCUCAUCAACACGCCAAAAUCUUACUCCUGCUUCGACCGUUGUGAGCCUGCGCACAAGAUCAGCGACCCCGUGAAAAACGGAAAUAAUAAUAGUAACAACAACUCUCAAAUCAAUGGCAGCGUGGGAAAUAACAAAACGAAAAUACAGAGCCACGAAGACCGUGUAACCACCAAAUCCAACAUUUCGCACGGCAACGUAAUUCCGAAGCAGGAGUCUAUAAAUGAUACAUCCAACAAAUCCUCAAAAAUCGUGAAAUGUGAAUCGGACAGUUUCUCCAAGCCAUCUGCUAACAACGAAUCGUCCACAAAGUCGCCAGGUUCGAACAGCGACACCAAGCCCCCCACGCCGAACAACAAAGACAAUCCGGAGUCUUUCAAGGAUCCGAACGUGAAGCCCCCGUAUUCCUAUGUGGCUCUGAUUGCCAUGGCGAUCAAAGAGUCUGCGGAAAAGAGGCUGACUUUGAGCGGUAUCUACCAGUUUAUCAUUGGCCGCUUUCCUUACUAUGAAAAAAACAAGAAAGGUUGGCAGAAUUCGAUAAGGCACAACCUCAGCCUGAACGAGUGCUUCGUUAAAGUUGCUCGCGAGGGCGGGGGAGAAAGGAAAGGAAAUUUCUGGACUUUGGACCCUGCUUUUGAAGACAUGUUUGAGAAAGGGAACUAUCGAAGGCGUAGACGCAUGAAGAGGCCGUACAGACCUACUUUGUCACUUCAUAAACCUCUCUUCUCGGACCAUACGCAUGCCCUGAACCAGUUCGCCUUUAACAACUACUUCAACGCGCCUUCCUACUCGCAGUACUCUAGCUACUCCCCGUGGGCGCUAACUCACAACUCCGGGGCGGCCAACAUGGGCGUCUCCCAGCUACCAGCCUACCGCUCCUGUCAGCGAAUGUCAGCGGCGAACUCUGCUCUGAACGGACUUCAUCAGUACUCCACCAUGGGGAUGGGGAUGAGCGUGGGGCUCGGCGCGGCGGGAGCUCAAGUGGCCCCGAGCAUGCCCUCCCCGUCGAAUUACCCCUCGCCCUACCCCCAGUUUCCAGAGUACAGCGCUGUAGGUGGGGGAUCAACGUUUGGCUUUCAGUACAGGCAGCAGGGGGACGCGUUCAACUCAUCUCACUACAACUCCUAUUGGGCCGACAGAUGAGUCUAUUUGAAGAAGAGAUAUGAAAAAUUCAAAAAUACUCUAAGGCUGUGAGUCUAUUCUAAGUUCAGAAUCAGGACCUACUAAGUGAAAGAUUCUCUCUAGUCACUGAAUGACGUCACAUACUAGCAGCUACCAAUAAACAAAAUCCUUAUCAAUCUAGAAAUAUAACAUCCAAAACAUGGCAUCGUUGUUAUCGUUUCUCUAGCAACGUAUUGCAGUGUGAGUGGCUGUGAACUAUUGUCGAUGUGAGAUCAACUGAAAUCUACAAGGCCAACGGGAACCAAUUUACCUAGUUCUCGAGCUCCAAGUGUGACAACGCAUUGCCAGAUUUUAUCACCAACAUCAAGAAAGAAGGAAAUCAUUUGGAUUAUGUUGUUCAUAAAUCAAAUAGCUGCAUAAUCCUAAAUAAAUACAACAAAAAUUUUAAAAAAUUAUAAUAACACAAUGAGCAAUAUUAUAAUCAAAAUCAGCAUUUACAAUAAAUAGAAUAAAAUCGAAUAUUAAAAAAUAUUGUUAUAUAUAAAGUACGUGUAAAUAAAGAAAAUAACGAGGCCUACAAAUAAACUUUAAUUUUUAAAAAAAAAUAAUUAAUUAUUAGGUUUGCUUUAGUUAAAACUCUGUAAAAAUUGACUGAUACGUUAGUUUCAAAGCUGUAUCCUACAUAAACAUUUGUAAGUUGACGCUAUACAUACGAUAUAUAUAUAUAUAUAUAUAUAUAUAUAUAUAUAUAUAUAUUAUAGUAGUUUUUGUACUAUUAUUAAAUGCCAAUGUGUCACCAAUGAUUCUAUAAAGCAUACAUGCCAUAGAUUGAAUGAAUGUUUCUGUUUGUUUCGCAUUUAUUCUCUCGGCAUUAGUUAUACAGACAACUCUUCCAUUGUAUUGACAGGUCGACAUUAACGUGAACAAUCUUAGAACAUUAUAAUUUGCAUAGUUUAAAUUUGUGCUCAUUUGAUACCUUUUAAAGCAUAAUUUGUUAGUAAGUGAAAUGCAUGAAUAGUGUUUUCCUUUCUAGAAGAGCCCCAACUGCUUACAUUGAACGUGAUAAAUAGUAAAUACUGGAUACCUACACUUUAUGUUGACUUAUGUACUGUAUAUAUAUACUGAAAUAUGACGAUCCAACGACAUAGCACAUUGAUACUACUUCUACAUAUUUUUGUUUUACCACAAGGAGCCAUACAUUUUUUUGUGAGUUGGGUGUCGGGUUAGGACUGAUGUAUUAUUGUAAACUCUUAUUUGAUACAAUUAAAAUGUAGCACAACUGCAUUCUGUUAGAACAGUGCUACUUUAAAAUAACGAUUUAAAAAAAUAGAAUUGUAGUAAAAUACAUUUUUAAAGGCGAUCGAUAAAAACAAUUGAAAUAUAACAACUUUUUGAAGGAAAAAAGAAAUACAAUAUUGUGUGUGUAUAAUACACUGUGUAUUAAAGAACCUCCAUAUAGAUAUAUCGAAUAUAAAGGUACUGUUUUGUUUUUUCAUACUAUCUUUCCAUUAUAAUUUUUUUUAAAAGCCAAAAUUGGGCCUACGUAAGACGAUGGGUUUGUAUUGCCAACACAGUCGCCUGCUGUGUUCCCCUUCCCGCCUCUCCAUUUAUCACCUUUGUUGGACCUUUGGGGCACCACACAAGAUUUGUCGAGUGUAUUUCUCCAUUCCUCCCUGUCAUUGCCUUGGAUAAAACCUCUCAAUGACAAGCUCGUCCAUUCUUUCAGACUUUUCUUCUUUCCCACCAACUUCAGUGGAUGCCCAAUGAGGCAAUAGUGGGUCACAUAAAUGGUGGGUCACAUAAAUAGUGGGUCACAUAAAUAGUGGGUCUCAUAAAUAGUGGGUCUCAUAAAUAGUGGGUCUCAUAAAUAGUGGGUCACAUAAAUGGUGGGUCACAUAAAUAGUGGGUCACAUAAAUAGUGGCUCUCAUAAAUAGUGGGUCUCAUAAAUAGUGGGUCUCAUAAAUAGUGGGUCACAUAAAUAGUGGGUCAUCUAAAUAGUUGGUCACAUAAAUAGUGUGUCUCACAAAUAGUGGGUCUCAUAUUUCUGCCUGAGGUCAGUCUGUUAAGUUCAGCGAAUACAUUGGUCUAAUUAUUUGUGCUUGUUAAUGUUGAUACUGUAUGCUAAUUAUGAUUUUUUUAUUAUUAUCAUUAUUAUAAAUAAUAAAUUAUUAUUAUUACUGA
This is a messenger RNA of Biomphalaria glabrata, 4749 nucleotides long. RefSeq lists its product as uncharacterized. Gene Ontology annotation, biological process: anatomical structure morphogenesis; cell differentiation; regulation of transcription by RNA polymerase II. The record is from RefSeq and is a predicted model, not a curated record. Bases 633 to 2588 code for a protein of 651 amino acids. Gene Ontology annotation, molecular function: RNA polymerase II cis-regulatory region sequence-specific DNA binding; DNA-binding transcription factor activity, RNA polymerase II-specific. Lineage: Eukaryota; Metazoa; Mollusca; Gastropoda; Planorbidae. The transcript is spliced from 5 exons.